Molecule: messenger RNA, 1077 nt
Organism: Trichoderma gamsii
Lineage: Eukaryota; Fungi; Ascomycota; Sordariomycetes; Hypocreales; Hypocreaceae
Exons: 2
Coding region: 1-1077 (358 amino acids)
Source: RefSeq, a predicted model, not a curated record
AUGGACGGCGGUCAAGUCAGCCAGCGCGUCGAAAUAGUCCUACACCACUACCAAAAAUGGGGGCGCCAGCCGCAGGCGCCAAUUUGUUCAGCAGCAGCAAGAAGAGGCGCACCCCAAGGCCUGUUUAGCUGCAGCUGCUGCAACGGCCAAUGGUCAGGACAGGAUGCCAUAUACUGUACGCCGACCGGAGAUGAUCCACCGCAAGCAAGCAAGUCCCUGGCCGCAGGUCUGCCGCUGAAGCCCGCACGAAUUCGCAAAAGGAGGGCUGGGCUGGGACGAGGACGAGCCAGAGCAAGAAGCGUGGGAGAGAUGGGAAGGCGAGAGAGGAGAGGAAGACAGAAAGAAGAAAGAAGAAAGAGACGGAGAGAAGAGAGAAAUCACCAGCUUGCCAAGGCAAUAAGAGGAGCAGAGAUCCAGCUUAAUGGGGUUCAUGCAGUGCAAAGCAGCAGAGACAUCUGCUGUCUCUCUUUUCUGCACUGCGCCCCUCAACUCUUCGUAUCGCUCAGCAGACAGACCGGGGGCCGUUGUCGACAAGAACUCUACUUGUACAUGCCAGAACUGUGGAUAGCCGUCGCUCAACUGUACGGUACUGUAUGGCCAUGCCAUUCUCCAUCUCCCAUCAACACGCCUUUGGCGCUAUGCCUCGACGAGCGUCGUCCAAACAGACCUACGCCGUCUGGCCGUAUAUCGAGGUACCGUACAUGGCAGGGGCCCAGUGGACUAGCCAGCCUAGAUCGCGAUCCAGUCCGUCUGCGGAAUACUGUGCGUCCAGACGCCGCACUGCCGCCAUGUCGGCACUACGAGCACCAGAAUAGCAUGCAAGCCCAGCGCUUCCACGGGGUCGGACCAUGCCUUGCUUGUAUCGACAGCCUAGCAGGCGACUUCCGCUGUCAGACACGGCGACGGGCGCGAGCGAGACGGGCUGCUGAGCUCCAUCAAACAACAUGUCGAAUCGACGCAGAUGCACGAGACGCUACUUGUACUUCAGCAGCGUCGCAGCCAGAUCGGCUCCGCCUCCAUCCCUUGCAACGAACGAGGAGCUGCUCACGACUCCAGGCGGCGAAACGGCCACCUUAG